UUUUAUUUUCUUUUUUUCUUUCUUUUUAACCUACCUGAUUUUAACAAAAAAAUGAAGACAUCUAGUCUGUGUAUGGCUGUCAUGAUGGCAGGCACAUGUUUAGGUGAGAUGAUUCAACAUCCAUUCAUGCAUCCAAUGCGACAUCAGAAAGAAACACAGCUCCAUGGAAAGUAUCUCCAUAUCACGGAUAUCCAUAUGGACAAACAUUAUGUCGUUGGAGCUACCAUUAAAUCAGAUUGUCAUCGUGAACCAAAAAAACACAAGAACAAGAAAAAGAAGCAAGGCCUAUUAGCAGGCUAUUGGGGUGCACCCGGUAUGGAUUGUGAUUCACCUCCACGAUUGGUCUAUCAUUCAAUCGAUACCAUAGCAGCAGAGUGGAAGGAUAAGAUUGAUUUUGUCAUCUGGACAGGUGAUAAUGCUAGACAUGACGCCGAUGGACUUAUCACUAGAACAAAAGAGGAAAUUGUGGGUUACAAUGUACAAGUCGCUGAAUUAUUAAAAGAAGCUUUUAGACUAGAGAGUAAUAGAACACUGCCUAUCGUCCCAUGCAUAGGUAAUAACGAUGUUCAUCCUCAUAAUGAAUUAAGAGGCAUGAAGGGUAAUCCCCAAUUACAAGAAUUCAGUGAAAUGUGGGACGACUUUAUUCCACUGGAACAACAAAAGGUGUUUAAACGCGGUGGAUAUUUUGCUGUGGAUGUGGUACCGGGACUUCGCGUCUUAUCGAUCAACUCGCUUUAUUUCUUUGGAUCCAAUGAUGUGGUGAACAGUUGUGGUGAUCUCUUGGGACCUGGUGCUAAACAUAUCAAGUGGAUGAAGAAACAGUUAAAACGCGCACGUCAAGAAGGUGUCAAAGUGAUUAUCAUUGGUCAUGUUCCACCUACCAUCAAGACAUUCAAGGACGAUUGCUUGGAUGAUUAUAUCAAAUUGUCUACUAAUUUUGCAGAUAUCAUUACUGGUCACAUGUAUGGUCAUGCCAAUAUGGACCACUUUCAAGUGUUAGGUCGAUCCUAUUCUAGUUUAAAUGAAGGAGGCAGUGAUGAUGAUGAUGAUGAUAUGCAUGUUCAAAAGGACACAGGGAGAUUUAUCUCUACCUUGCAUAAACAGUAUAAAAAAGUGAAAAAACUUCGAGAUACCGAGAAUUUGGUGGUGAUUCAUGUAGCUCCACCUAUGCUACCCCUCUUUUAUCCUACCUUUCGUGUCAAUGAAUAUGAAUCCAAUGUCCACUCUGCUCGUUUUGGUGAUUGGCUUAAAUACACCCAAUGGUACACCAAUCUGACCAUUUACAAUGAGGCAGCUGAUAAGGAAGGAGAACCCUUGAAACCUCAAUUUGAAAUUGAAUACAGUACGGAUGAGACUUAUAAUAUGACGGAUCUGACAGCUUCCAGUUGGCUGGAUUUUGCAGAAAGAAUUAGCUCCAAAGAAGAAAAACCCUUAUGGAAAGUUUAUUUAGCCAAUAUGUUUGUGCAAACCAACAACAAUUGGUAUGGACAAAGUGUACCCGUUCAAGAACCAUCUAUCAUUUCUUGGUGGCAAUGGGUUUUACAACGUCUUCUUUCUUAAUGAUAUUUUAAAGCACUUUUAAAUAAUAAUAAAUAUAGAUUUUUUAUUUAAAAAA
Messenger RNA from Mucor mucedo, 1615 nucleotides. Its product is annotated as Metallo-dependent phosphatase-like protein. NCBI's taxonomy places the organism in Eukaryota, Fungi, Mucoromycota, Mucoromycetes, Mucorales, Mucoraceae. Bases 52 to 1560 code for a protein of 502 amino acids. The record is from RefSeq and is a predicted model, not a curated record. The transcript is spliced from 4 exons. Gene Ontology annotation, molecular function: exopolyphosphatase activity; endopolyphosphatase activity. Gene Ontology annotation, biological process: polyphosphate catabolic process. Gene Ontology annotation, cellular component: fungal-type vacuole.